AUGUACCUUGAAUUUGAUGAAGACUUUUAUCAAAUUUAGAAUUAUGUCAAAUAAGUGAACUCCAAUUUAGUUGUCCUUCCUUAAGAGAAUGUCGAAACAGAAGUUGAACUUUUCGAAAAAAUGGUUCUUUAGAUUAAAAUAUAUGGUUCAAAAAUCAUUGAAUUGUAUUAAUCACUUGAUGAAAUCUGUCCAACUGAUAGAUAACUACAGGCCUUUAUCCCGUAGGCAAAAAUAGAAUCUAUUGAUUAUGACUAAGUCUGGUUGGCUCUAAAUAAAGGGUUCGUAAGUGAUACUUAUAAAGCAAUGGAUUUAAUGCAGUAACUAGAUUAUAAAAUCAAAUUGAAUCAAAGUUAAUAAGCUAAAUUUAUAGAAUUCUUGUAAAUUACUUGUAGACUUAAAGAUAGGGAAAUAGAAAAAUUAAGUCAAUUAUUCCCAAAUCAAUACCCAGAAUCUUAUUUCAAAUAGAUUGAACAGUUAAAUGAGAUGAUUCUUCAAUACAGUUAAAUGGUACCCUUAUUGGUGUAAGAGAACGAGACUCUGAGAUUAGAAAUUGAAAAUACAAAAAUCAAUGAUAAUGACGGAAAAACCAAUGAAAUUAGUUUAUUAAGAUAGCAUUUACAAAAUAUUGAAAAACAGUUGACGGAAACCUAAUCCCAGAACGAAUACUAUUAACAAAUGAUCAAGGCAGAAGAACAAGUAAGAUAGAAUAGAACCCAAUUAUAAAUGUUAUAAAUUGAUAAUCAAGAUCUCCUAUUCAAGAAUAAUACACUUCAAGAGGAGAUCAAAAAUUAUUAAGAUUAAAUUAGGACCCAAAUUGAAAGCUUUGAUAGAAUGUAGAUGGAAUAUAAAAAGAUAAUUCAAAAGAAAAACCAACAAAUUCAAGAAUUGGAGGAGAAGAACAAUUUGGAUUUAACAAUAAAAAAUAACAAUUAAGUAGAUUUAGAUCUAAUUCAAUAAAAAAUUCAAUAAUUCAAAUCAUUGUAUGAGCAAAAAAUAAAACAUUUAAGUGGAACAAUUACUCAUUUGGAGUAGGAGAAUGCUAAAUUAAAAGACUUAGUUAGAUCCUCUGCAUUAGAAGUGGAUAGUUUAAGAUUGUAAAUAGAGAAGAUCAUAACAACUAAUAACAAAAAGACUUUAAAAAUACCGAAGAAGUCUCAAUAGGAUUAUGUUUAAUUAUAUCAAAAGUAUUAAGAAGUAGUAGAGAAGAAUGAACAAUUAAGUCAGCAAUUAUAUAGUCAAAUAUUAGAUGGUAGUGUAUUGUCACAUAUUUGA
Molecule: messenger RNA, 1272 nt
Organism: Paramecium tetraurelia
Lineage: Eukaryota; Ciliophora; Oligohymenophorea; Peniculida; Parameciidae
Exons: 2
Source: RefSeq, a predicted model, not a curated record